Messenger RNA from Cynoglossus semilaevis (tongue sole), 911 nucleotides. RefSeq names its product protein artemis-like. The coding region runs from base 75 to 773 and encodes 232 amino acids. The transcript has a single exon. The record is from RefSeq and is a predicted model, not a curated record. Lineage: Eukaryota; Metazoa; Chordata; Actinopteri; Pleuronectiformes; Cynoglossidae.
UUUCAGGAAAAAUCUGCAUUAGUGAGAGAACAGCACCCCCUUUUGGUGUAAAGCGUACUUUACUUCAAACUAAUAUGGGUACUAAUAAUGAUAGCCCGUCUGCUGUUUGCAACUUUAUUGACUGCACCGAGUCCAAUGACGAAGAGGAUGAGGAAGAGGAGGAGGGGAAGGGGAAGGUGGACGAACAAGAGGAGAAAGACCAAAAGCACGAGGAAAACCAUGAGAAAAGAACUAUGGUUAAGAAAGAAACUAUAAAAGAAGGACAGGGGCGACAGGGAGAGGUGGAGGAGGAGAGAAAAGAAACUCCAAGAUGGGAGGAUUUCUUUAACCCGGUAACUUUGAGUGACAGCCAGAACAGCCACUCACAGUCCUGCUGCUCUAUUAUUUCACACAGCUCCCCCUGCAGGAUGAGCGGCUCACAGACGCCCGAACUGUUUCCAGAAAUGGAAGAAGAAAGCGUGGAGAACUUGAGCCUGACUCUGUCAGCGUCCUUAUCUAACCAGUCCUCUCAGAACCAGGAGUCUUCUUCUUUACCUGAAAAUGUCCUCUUGCAGCCAGAACAAGAAGACGAUGCCAACGACGCAGAGGAGCGCGACAGCGGUCAGAACAACUCUGUUAAAGAAAGAGACCUGCUGCCUUCUUCUCAGGAAUCAUCUGACUUUGACAUUCCCUGCACACCGGAAUCAAAGGUGCCGCGACCCAACGAACUGCUGCAGCUGUACAGGAAGUUAGCAGCAGGAGAGGAAGUGGUCGUUAGGAAGAAAAGAGUUUGACAUUUCCCACAUUUAACAUGCUCCAAAAAUUGUCUUACAAAAACAGAACUAAGAAAUACUGGUGGACAGUCAUAUUAAUGUAGGUUUAAACCAGUGGUUCCCAACCCUUUAUGGGCCUGUGACCCUAUUUUGACAUCA